CGGCAAAUGACGACAUCAACGACGCAGUGGCAAGACUGGCAGGUGAAAUGCGGCUUGGAUACCCUUUUCACCCAUUAGAAAACCCCUUGGACAGCAGACGAACGAUGAUGAACAACGACAAGCACAUGACUUGCAAACAGAUCGAUAUAUGAUAUAACCUUGUCUGCUUCUUCUUUUUUUUUUUCCCACACACAUACGAUCUUUUUUUCUUUUGCUUUUUUAUUACCAUGAUUGUCAUUAUUAGAUACUAUAUUGUAUGGGAGCACCUAGCCCGCUGUUGCUGAAGGAUGAUGGACCACGUCUUGAUUUAUUGGGCUAUUUGAUUGAUGAAGGAUGUUACUGGAAUGAAACCCAAGAAAAUUACGUUGCAUUACAUGUAUACAUAAGGCACGACGUUCGGACAAACCACAUACGUAGGCUAUUUUCUUCUUCUUUGGUGGCAGUUGAUGUUGGGAGUGGACUUUUUACUUAACCCAGUUUUUUUUUUCCGUUGGAUUAGGUAGUUUAUUUUAAUUUGAUACACUUUAUAUAUAUAUCAUAUACUUAAAUACUGU
Trichoderma asperellum CBS 433.97 is the source of this 554-nucleotide messenger RNA. The record is from RefSeq and is a predicted model, not a curated record. NCBI's taxonomy places the organism in Eukaryota, Fungi, Ascomycota, Sordariomycetes, Hypocreales, Hypocreaceae.